Messenger RNA from Clarias gariepinus (North African catfish), 3167 nucleotides. It is a transcript of the gene nfkbie, whose product is annotated as nuclear factor of kappa light polypeptide gene enhancer in B-cells inhibitor, epsilon. The record is from RefSeq and is a predicted model, not a curated record. The transcript is spliced from 6 exons. Bases 303 to 1352 code for a protein of 349 amino acids. NCBI's taxonomy places the organism in Eukaryota, Metazoa, Chordata, Actinopteri, Siluriformes, Clariidae. Gene Ontology annotation, molecular function: protein binding.
CCACAGCUUCCGCCUUACUAUAACAUUCAAAACGACAAGUCGGGCAUUUCUCUUCUGUUCUUGCCCCCUGCCUGGUUGUUUUUCUUUUUUUCGCUUCGGCUCGGUUAUGAGCGGGCUGUGUUUGCGCCAAUGUAUUUGCCCGUUCGAUUUCAGAGACAAACACAGGAGGUGGAAUGAAAAAAGCGAACGCGGAGAGUGCACUUCGGCCGAGUCUCGACACGGUGUGAAGCUUUCACACUAACUCAAAACUCAUCUGUGCGAAUAAAGUAAAAUAAAAAAUAAUAAAAACUAAUUGGACCGCCAUGGAGAAAAACGUAGAGGAGAAGGGCAAGCUUGAUUUGCUGGAGGACAACAGGACCGAUUCCGGUAUCGACUCGUUCAGGUCGUUAACCAGAGACGAUCGGUGCAGUACCACGAGUUCGGUACCGGACCCACACGACGGGAGAGAGGAGCAGGACAAACUGAGCACGGAUGAGCGCCUGGACUCGUCUUAUGGCUCUUCAUCUUUGACCUCAGAAAGUCUGAGCGAUCUAAUGGGUAAAUGCAGCGUGUCGGGGACUCGGGCCGAGCACACAGUGGAGUACACCGAGGAGGAAGCUAACCUGUUAGCGACCGUCACCGAGGAUGGAGACACGUUUCUUCAUUUGGCAAUCAUCCAUGAAGUGGAAACAUUCACCCAUCAGCUCAUAAACCUGUUCCCCAAAGAGAUACUGGACAUCCAGAAUAAUUUGUAUCAGGCGCCGCUGCACUUGGCCGUCUACCUGAACCAGGUGCCCGUGGUGAAAGCUCUGAUGGCAAACGGCGCAUGUCUAGAGCUCCAGGACCAGGACGGAAACACGCCGCUUCACGUGGCCUGCGAGCACGGGAGGUUCGAGUGUGCUAACGAGAUGAUCCGCCUGGCUUCGCCAUCCAUGCUCACCCCGGUGUUCGAGACGCAAAACUGGAGAGGUCUGACCUGCCUACAUGUUGCCACUCUGCACAAACAUCACCGGAUCAUGAAACUGCUGAUGAAGAAAGGUGUGAAUCUGAACCUCCAGGAGGGAACGAGUGGGAAAACUGCAUUACACAUAGCCGUGGAGCUGCACGACGUGGAUGCAGUAAGUCUGCUGCUAAAAAGAGGUGCCAACCCAGAUGCUGCUAUGCUUAACGGCUGCACCGCACUCCACCUGGCAGUGGGGCGUCAAGAUGCCACCAUCACCAGCCGCCUUUGCCAGGCAGGAGCUGACAAAAUGAUUCGCAACAUGGAGGACGAGACUGCCUUGGACCUUGCUGACGGCAAUGACGAUAUACUUGCACUACUGCCAUUUGAUGACAUCCAGAUCAUGGGCAGAACUGUUGGCUUGAACUUCUGAGUGACGAGUGUGUUCAGCACCCCUUUGACUCUGCACUCUGUGGACUUUGUUUUUUAACCUUUAGUUGCCUUUCCUUUUUAUAGCCUUGUUUAUUCAUAAUGUUGAUGGACAUUAGAGCUGUUAAUUUAUAAACUCGAUUGGGGUGUCCUUAAAUACUUAUUUUCCAAAUCUGUUCCAAAUUGGUCUGUAAUAAUCAAACAAAUGUUUUUUUCAUUCUAUAUUUCUAAGCCUACUCAGUUUUAAGUGUCCAUUCAUCAUUAAAUAUGGCACAUGCUGAAAUUAGUAUGGACUUGAACUGUAAAAUACCUCAUAACAUAUGGAAAUAUAAAUGAACUUAGGAAAGCACUUGAGGAGGAGCACUUAAUGAGGAGGCUCAGAUAAGUAAUAAUAAAUCAUGGUUUACAGCACUCAUCACUCAUCAGCUUUUCUGGUCUAGGGCAGUGUCCCUUUGUGUUUUAAACUGACUUUGUGCAAAAGUUAUUUGAAUGCUUUUUUUUUUUAAUUAUCUUUGUUAAACUUCUUGGUUUCCUUCAUGUACAUAACUCUGGUGUUGACCCGGCAGUUAUGAACUGUUAUGUGGCAACAUGUGCCUUAGAAGUUGUGGUAAAUGACAGUAUUUUUCCUUAGUAUGAUUUCACUGGCUGUGCAUCAUUCUCACGUUGUGGAUUUACUGAUUUAAAAGCCAACUUUUGACAAAAGUUUUAUUUUCCAUGUGAGUUCCUUAGCCAAGAUUACAAGCUAAAAGGCAAAUAAUGGAGAUUUGUUUCGUUAUUAUUUGUACAUGAGUCAGUAAAAUAACAGGGAUUCUUUGUGUAUUGUAUUUACAUAAAAGUUAUUGGCUGAGGUUUGUGCAUAUUUUUUUUUUGUUAUGGUUAUAUUAUCCAUCCAAAUGGGGAAACUGAAAGAGGCCUAUGUCCAACACCAACCAGGAUUGGGACAAAGGCAGGGAAGAUAUGUAAAUUAAAUUUUUACUGAUUUACCACUUCCGCAUAGCCUGCAUACCUGGCCUCAAACUUGAAAUCAUCCAUACCAAUGCCAUAUGUAGUUUGACACCCAUCUCUUGCUGUGAACUAUAAAAUAAACAAAAUCUAAUCUUAGUUUAUGUGCCAUGAAUUCAGGUCUUUGCUCAUGGCUCUGUUGCAGACCUGGUAUUUGGUUCAUAGUGGAAACUCCUGAGCUACCAGAUUAGCUUUGCACCAUCGCUUUAAAAUGUGCUUUGUACUUAGACUGAUUUAGUGUAUAUUUGCUGCUAAUUAUGCAUACAGAAGUCUUUAAAAUUGUUGAUAUCUUAGUUUCCAUGUAAGCAAUAAGAAUGCAUGUAGAAAGGAUGUUCGAUGAGUAGUCUUGAUUUUAUUUAGAUUUGAUCCAUCACACCAACAGUUGUCUGCAAAUAUUUAAUACUUCAAUAAAUAAUAUAUAAUAAUAUUUUAAUAUUUAUCAUAUAAAUGUAAACUAACAUUUAUUAUAGUUUGAAUUUAUAUGGAAAAGAGUCGAUCAUCUGAGUAGAAGCUUUGCGUGUGUCACAUCCCUUUUUUUCCUUUUUUUUUUUUUUUUUAUAAAGCGGAGUUUGUUCGUGUUAUUACUGAUUUUGAACAAUUUUGGAAGACCUGUGUUUCUGGCCAAUAUCAGGAAACAUGUUGUGGAUUUGUAAUGGCUUGACAGUCGGAUUUCAAAGGCAUGUUUAAUAUCUUAAUUUUUUUAUUAUUAUUAUUGUCAUAAAAUAUGCACUUGCAAGAUGUACAGUUAGAAUUUUAUACAUAUUCAUUUUGAAACUGCACAAGAUUAUUUUGUAUUAAACAUACCUUACCAAAAGUA